AUGGCGAUAGGAAACCACGAGGAAAGAAUGAAAAGAAGGGAGAUGGUACUACGAAGCGGAAGGAAGCGCAAAAGCAUGACCAGUCAGUUGUUAGAUGAUGAUGAGCAAGAGAUUAUAACUCCACGGACAGCGAUACAACAAUAUGUCGCGAUUGCUCCUGUCAACAAGUCAGCUUUGCCAGUCAAGCACGCGAAGAAACGCAGGUCAGAACCUUCGGAUCUCCGCAGGUCGUCACUAGCGGCUAGCAGCAGUAACACUUCGUUGCUUUCCCUGUCAUGUCGCGAGACGCCACGAACGAUGAUUGCUAACUUCAUAGCUAAUGCUGAUGUGGAAACGCCGGUUGUCCGAGAGCCCACGGAAAAAGAAUCUGCGCUGCCACCUAUACCUCCUCAUGUCCGCUUCUCCAAGUUCAAGAAAACGGUUGUUCCACACAAGAGUGCAGAGGAGGUGGCUUCCAUGCUUAAACAGAUACAGUCUGUUAAGCCCUUUCAGCCAAAGGCCAAGCGUGUCUGGAAUUUUGAUAUGAAUAGGACAACAGAACUGCUAUCAGUAUCAGAAUCACACCUCACUGAUGGUGACAUGACUGCUUUUUUCGACAAGAGCUACAAAGCUAGGAAGUCGCCAGCAGUGGAAGUUGGCAAGAUGAGACAACAGCAGCCAUCAGAGGUGCACAAGGUGGAUCAGGGUAGAGGUGAUGGUGAUGUGAACGCGGGCAAAGAAAGUACGAUGUCACGAGCAGAAGAAAGAGCGCAGACGAGCAGAGUAGAGCAGCUGGCAACAGUCGAAGAAGAUGGUGAGAAGGAAACGGAAGCAUUUGUUGAACAGGAAGGGAACCUCGAGGAAGAAGCUGAGGAUGAGGAACAGGAAGGGAACCGUGAGGACGAUGCUGAGGAUGACGUGGAACGCUCAGAGGCCCGUGGCAUGCACGCACAUGAAGACAUAGAACAGGCUGAGGAUAGAGUGGAAGAAACUGAGGGUGAUGUCGAGAGCACAGAGGCUCUCGAUAGAGAAGCUCAGGAGCAUACAGAACUUAACGACGAUGAUGAGGUCGAUGCCGAGCAGAGGGGACGUGAGCGGCUCACGCCGGCAUCGUUACGUAGCGAGGCCAGACUUCCACAGAUUCAGCAGAGAAGGAACGUCUCCCUGCGACUGCAAACGAGCCAUAAGAAGAGUUCUAAACCAACAGUCACGACACCGAGACGACUCAGUCGAGUGCUCACACCUCAUAAGGUUACGGAGCAGAUUUCACACGAAAUCGGGCACGUGGAAGGUGACGAUCGGGCGACUCGAGCCACGCUAGCGGGACAGCAUCUGAGAGAAGCGGAGGCAGGCGACGCUAGGGUGCGCGCGACAGAAUCCGAUCCGCACGAAGAGCAAGAUUUCACGGAGGACGACUCUGACGAGGAAGAUGCAGCAGAGGCGCCCCCGCGGAGAUCCGCUACGCGCGCCGUGCAGCCGGCGACGAGCCGCCGCCCCGCGAAUCCGCGGCAAAAACUCUUCGGAGAACUUCCCGUGAGCAUGACCAAGUUCUUCUUCUCGCUGUUCUCGCAGAGGAAGGUCGCGCGCGACGCGUGGGAGGAGGUGCUGAAGUGCGAGAGGAACUUCUUCGUGUCCCUGUCGGCGGACCUGUACGCGUACGCGCGGCACGCCGGCCGCCACACGAUCCAGGUGGAGGAUGUGGAGCUGCUGAUGAAGAGGCAGGGCUUCAUCAACGACAAGGUCUGCUUCAGCAGCCUCGUCGAGAAGCACCUGCCGCUCGAGUAUCGGCGUCUGCUGCUGCCCUGCGCGCAAUCCCGCAACGCCGGCCGGAAAAGGAACGCGGUGGGCAAGUGAAAAUCUCGAGGAACGACAAGCUCAGGAAGGCAGACGUUUCUAUCUUAACUCGUGUCAAAACCAACAAGUGUGGUAAAUUGAGUGCUGUCAAUACUAUUUGUACGUAACUUGAAAGUUUAAUUGCCUAGAGUUUUUUUUAUGUAGACUAUAAGAACUAUAUUAUUAUAUUAAACUGAUAUCCAUUUAUCGUUUAUGCUGUGUAGUCAUUAUAGGGUAUGAUAUUAAAGCUGUAAAUAAUUGUCACAGCCAAAAUCGUACCUACUUUUCUUAUUGAUGAAAGCUUAUUAAAUCUUUUACUUAACCAUUUUGAUUUCCUAGCGCAAUAAACCAGUUUCUAAUCUCCA
Priapulus caudatus is the source of this 2177-nucleotide messenger RNA. RefSeq names its product centromere protein T-like. NCBI's taxonomy places the organism in Eukaryota, Metazoa, Priapulida, Priapulimorpha, Priapulimorphida, Priapulidae. Gene Ontology annotation, biological process: kinetochore assembly; mitotic cell cycle; chromosome segregation. Gene Ontology annotation, molecular function: DNA binding; protein heterodimerization activity. The transcript has 8 exons. The record is from RefSeq and is a predicted model, not a curated record. Gene Ontology annotation, cellular component: kinetochore. The coding region runs from base 1 to 1833 and encodes 610 amino acids.